CUUCAGUUGCAACUGUCAGACUAACAGAGUUGACACAAUGGCAUCCACCAAUGCAGCACCUGUGUAUGGGGACAUCUCUCCAUUGCCAUCAGGAUUGAAAACAUUUUCAACUUUUCCAGAUCUUCUUAUGAUUCUUGAAUUUGUUUUCGGUGGCCUUGUGUGGAUUUUAAUAGCAUCUACCAGACUUCCGGGCACGUCAUUACUUCAAGGAUGGGUUAUGUUUGUCUCAAUCUGUUGCUUCAUAUUUACAACUAUACUCAUGCUACUAUACUGUAUCGGAGCACAUGGGGGAAAAUCGACCUGGACAACUAUAGAUGCCUUAUAUCACUUCACUGCUGCCUUAUUCUACCUAAGUGCUUCAGUACUGCAGGCUUAUUUGACAAUAUUGGUAGCGGAUUUGGUUUUCUUCAAUUGGUAUCAAGAGAACAUUGCUGCUGUGGUCUUUGCCUAUAUUGCAACACUGCUCUAUGUCAUCCAUGCACUGGCAUCCCUCUUCAGAUGGAAAAGAUCUCCUUAAAUUAAAAGCCCUAAAAAUCUGGAAUACAGAUGACACAAUAUAUUCUAAGUUACGUGUUUAACUUAUAUGUUUGCUGAAAGUACUGUUUAAACACAAUUAUAUCUAU
This is a messenger RNA of Nanorana parkeri, 623 nucleotides long. Its product is annotated as myelin and lymphocyte protein-like. Lineage: Eukaryota; Metazoa; Chordata; Amphibia; Anura; Dicroglossidae. Gene Ontology annotation, cellular component: membrane. The transcript is spliced from 4 exons. Bases 38 to 517 code for a protein of 159 amino acids. Gene Ontology annotation, molecular function: structural constituent of myelin sheath. Gene Ontology annotation, biological process: myelination. The record is from RefSeq and is a predicted model, not a curated record.